Molecule: messenger RNA, 2862 nt
Organism: Lathyrus oleraceus (garden pea)
Lineage: Eukaryota; Viridiplantae; Streptophyta; Magnoliopsida; Fabales; Fabaceae
Product: pentatricopeptide repeat-containing protein At2g21090
Exons: 1
Coding region: 221-2029 (602 amino acids)
Biological process (GO): RNA modification
Molecular function (GO): protein binding; RNA binding
Source: RefSeq, a predicted model, not a curated record
GGGAAAACAAUUGAGAAAUGGCCCAUGGGUUUAAGAUUAAUAUUAAAAUUUUGACGCUACAGCUUCCGAUUCUCUUGAGCCAUGGUGCAGACGCCGGCAUUGAACGCCAGUACCCGCUGUCCACUGUCACCGGAACUGGUUUAACGAACCCGUCAUUUCACUUCCAACUCAUCAUCACAGACAUAGAUGAUGAAGUUCAACUUGAAGUUCUUUCUCUGCAAUGCCAAUGCCAUCAUCAUUCCCAACUCGCAACUUUAAGCGCUUCAAACCCACCGAUCUGUGCAUCGUCAAACCCAUUCUCUCUUCCCGAACCAAUCUCUCCGAAGCCGUUUCAUCUCUUGACCUUUUGCACCCCAAAGGCAUUCGCUUACCCUCCAACGUUCUCGUCACUCUCUUGCGCCGUUGCUCCGACACCAAGUCUUACCGUGAGGGUAAGCUUGUUCACCUUCAUUUGAAGCUUACAGGUUUUAAACGCCCCACCACUCUUAUUGCUAACCAUUUGAUUCAUAUGUACUUCUGUUGCGGGGAUUAUGUUCAUGCACGCAAGGUGUUUGAUAAAAUGGAGGUUAGAAAUUUGUAUUCUUGGAAUAAUAUGCUUUCUGGGUAUGUUAAAUUGGGGAUGAUGAAACAAGCUAGGAGUAUGUUUUAUCAAAUGUCUGACAAGGAUUAUGUGUCCUGGAACACUAUGGUGGUCGGUUAUGCACACUGUGGGAGAUUUAGUGAGGCUUUGAGGUUUUAUGGACAGUUGAGGAGAUUGUGUAUUGGUUAUAAUGAGUUUACGUUUGCCAGUGUAUUGAUUGUUUGUGUGAAAUUGAAAGAAUUUGAACUUUGUAGGCAGAUUCAUGGGCAGGUUUUUGUUGUUGGGUUUUUAUGCAAUGUGGUUGUUUCCAGCUCAAUUGUAGAUGCUUAUGCAAAAUGUGGUAAAAUGGAAGAUGCAAGGAGAUUGUUUGAUGAAAUGUCCGCGAGGGAUAUUCCUGCCUGGACGACGUUAGUUUCAGGGUAUGCUUUAUGCGGGGAUAUGGAAUCAGCUGCUGAAAUGUUCAGUCAGAUGCCUAAGAAAAAAUCAUAUUCAUGGACGUCUUUGAUAGGCGGUUAUGCAAGAAAUGGUAUGGGUCAUAAAGCUCUUGGAGUGUUUAGAAAGAUGAUCGAGCAAAAAGUUAGGCCUGAUGAAUUUACUUUCAGUAAUUGCCUGUUUGCCUGUGCUACUAUUGCUUCACUGAAGUAUGGUAAACAAGUACAUGCAUUUUUAGUGCGUAAUAACAUCCGACCUAAUCCUGUUGUUGUAAGUGCUAUUGUUGACAUGUAUGCAAAGUGUGGGAGAAUGGAGACUGCCUGGCGAGUCUUUAAUUUCAACGGAAAUAUGCAAGAUGUAGUGUUGUGGAACACCAUGAUAUCAGCACUAGCUUACUAUGCAUAUGGUAAUGACGCAGUUAUGAUGUUCAAUGAUAUGCUGAAAUCAGGAGUGAAGCCAAAUAGGACCACCUUUAUUGCAAUUCUAAAUGCAUGUAGUCACUCUGGCCUUGUUCAUGAAGGGCUUCAGAUUUUCAAGUCCAUGAAUAACGAGCAUGGUGUUGACCCUGACCUAGAACACUAUGCACACCUAAUUGAUCUUUUUGGUCGAGCUGGGUGUUUUAAUGAGUUGAUGAAGGAUUUAUUCAUGAUGGAUUGUAAACCAGGGGACCAUGUUUGGUAUUCUUUGCUUGGUGUAUGUAGGUUGAAUGGAAGUAUACGACUUGGCAGAGAAGUAACUGAAUUCCUUAUUAAAUGGCAGCCUCAAUCUUCCGCCGCUUAUGCAGUACUUUCUAGUAUAUAUGUUGCACUUCUGAAAUGGGGAUUGGCUGAGGAAGUAAGACAUAUUAUGAAUGAGAGACGCAUGAGGAAAGAUCUAUCCAUUAGUUGGGUUGAAAUUGAAAAUGAGGUCCAUGCUUUCACAAAUGGAUUGCAUCCUUUGAAGGAAACAUUGUACUCAGCUUUGGGGCACUUAAAUAACCAGAUAGAAGACAAUGCCUUACACCUAACUGAAAGAUAGAAAAAAUUCUUUUUCCGGAUUGGUUAUUUUCUUGUAGAGCAUAUUGCUAUUUUUUACCUUCUUGAUGUCCAGUAAGAAACUGAGGACAAAUGAGAAGGGAGGUUGGUGGGAAGAACUGACGAAAAUAGAUGAUUUUCAUGAAAGAUUUCUUCCUUCCUUUUUUAUAUCCAAAUUGAUUUGUUUGUAUUUUCACCAACAAAAACAUACAAUAAAUUUUUUCCUACAUCUACUAUCCCCCUUCCUAUUUUUCAGAAUAAUGUCUCUUUCCUUAAUACGACUUGAAUUGUCUUCAUUGGUGGAUGAUGGAAAAUGGGAAUGCUAAUUGUGAAAUGACAACAGAUUUUGCGAUGGGUGCAAUUACUGAUAGGUGGAUACCAGAAGAUUUUGGGAUGCAGAGUACAACAGAAACUUCUACAUAGACAUUCGGUGGAGGAAGUUUUCAUGUUCGAGUUCUCAAAGUAUCAUCCAUUUUUUUGGGCCUCACUCAAAGGUCUUCAAUGCUCAUGCUUGAACCGGUAGGGUACACUGAAACAAUCCAAGCUAGUAAACCGUAGCUUUGUUUUGACAAUUCCAUGAAUUUAAUGCAGAGUUUAGGUAUUGAAUUUGAUUCAUUAUAGGAUAAUUCUUUUCCCCUUAUUGGAAUAGGAGCUUAGCACCAAAUCUUUGUCUCUGUAUUAUCUAAAGGAAAUAUUGGAAUAUGCAUCUAUGUAUCAUGUUAAUUGAGAAAAAUAAUUUCCUUCAUUAAGUAACUUAGUAAUUUUUUCUUAGCGAGUUAAUGUAUCUAAAGAUAACGCUCUUCUGCAAUAUUAUUAUAGAGGAUAAGCAUCAAGUUU